Stegodyphus dumicola is the source of this 10803-nucleotide messenger RNA. RefSeq lists its product as uncharacterized. Gene Ontology annotation, cellular component: extracellular region. The record is from RefSeq and is a predicted model, not a curated record. Lineage: Eukaryota; Metazoa; Arthropoda; Arachnida; Araneae; Eresidae. Gene Ontology annotation, molecular function: chitin binding.
UAGGAAUCGGAUGGAUCAAUAUGCUUUAUAGAAGAAAGUCUUUCAUCGGAAGAGAGUAAUUGAUUUCAGAUAGUCCUGGCUGCUGUCAAAGUGUAAGCGUCUUCCCAAGAAAUCUCCAGCUUCGUCAUGAAACUCCUAUGUACAUUACUAUAUUUCUCCAUAGCCGUUGCAACAAUCAACGCUAGGCACAGAAAAGAAUGGAAAAGGGUAGAUCCACGAAAAUCGACUCGGGAACUUCUCUUACCUUUUUACCAUUCAUUAAGUCCAGCUUGUAAUAAUGGAGCAGGAUUUUUUCGUGAUCCUUCUGACUGCCACCAGUAUAUUCGUUGUGUUGAUGACUUUGGAAAUGGCCGAAGAUUCAGCGUUUUUGUUGGACGAUGUGAACCAGGACUUGUUUUCGAUGAAAAUAUUAGUGCUUGCAAUUGGCCAGAAUUGGCUGCCCCUUGCAGCGAUGCACCAGAAAAGAUCAGAGAGACAUUUAGCAAAUUCAAACCGAAAGAAGAUGAAGUGCAACUUAUAUUAGAAGAUAAUGUAAUUUCGGAGCAAUCAGAUGAACAAAAUAUACCAUAUCCUGUACAAGAACAACUAGCUGAAGAGCAUCAAGAUUUUAGUAAUCAGUUCGUUCAAGAACCCCAGUUUUUUGACGUCACGUUUUUUCAAGAUCAAAGGAAUCAUCAAGAUUCUCAAAUCCUCUCAAAUAUACGUGAACCCGGAACUGAAGGAAGUUUUCACGAAACAUCUGCGAGUAAAGAAUCUCCUAUGAAACCUCAACAAGAAACAGUUCAUGAUACUUCAGUUCAAGAAGAUGCACUUGAAAUGUCUGAACAUCAGAAUUUUCAAGAGCCCAUUGUUCAGCAACAACAGCAAUUAACUCACGAGCAAUCUGUUUUCCAAGAGCCAACAAUUCAACAAAAAGAACAGUCAGCUCAUAACCAAGCCGUUUUUCAGAAACCAUUAAUUCAGCAACAAGAGCAACUACCUGAAGAACAACCGAUUUUUCAAAAUCCUGCAGCUGAAGAACAAGAACUAGUUGCUCAAGAAAUGCCUGUCUUUACGGAAAUUGCUUUUCAGGAUAAAGAAACAGAUCUAGGCUUUGAAUCAUUUCAGAAGCCAGCAGGUGUACAAGAACAAACUAAAAACCAAAACGAAGGUCAAGUACCACAUCAGCAACCAGCGUCUGAAGCGGAAAUAAACCAAAUUAGCCAUCAAGAGAAGCAAGAAACAGUUGGUGCUUUCCAAGAAAUUGUGGAUGAUGAAACACAUCAAAUAGAAAUCCAGUCCAACGAAGGUUAUAAAUCACAACAAGAGCAGUCUCAAUGGUGGAUCCCUGAUGAAAAUACCUCUCAGCAUUCUGCACCAGAAAUACAAACUGAUGACAAUAAAGGAAAACCAAUAUCAGAAUCUGUAACGGAGAAACCUAUUUUAUGUUUGAGUGAAGGAUUUUUCAGUCAUCCCGAGAACUGCAGUCGAUUCAUCAGAUGUGUGAGAAUCGAUCAAUCAGUUUUCGCGAUUCAUUUCUUCGAAUGUCCACAUCAGUUAGUUUUUAGUGAGAAGGAUAGCUCCUGUAUUGUUUCCGACGCGCAAAAUUGUAGGAAAAAUAAUAGAUCUAAAAGACAAGUAAAGAAUGCUCCCCUAGAAUGCAAAGCUGAAGGAUUUUUUAGGCAUCCUGCUGAUUGCAGAUCUUUUUAUCGUUGUGUAAAACAACCAACAGGUAUUUAUGAAACACAUAGCUUUUCAUGUCCAGAUACUUUAGUUUUUGAUGAAGAAUACGCCACAUGCAAUUGGCCUGAAAAAGCUCCUCCAUGUGAAGAAAUUGGACAGUCUUACAAAACUACUGGUAGGCCAUCUUAUCAACCUCCGACUACGGUUACAAGGCCAUCGUAUCGGCCUCCGGCGACGGCUACAAGGCCAUCAUAUCAACCACCUGAAAGAAAUACAAGGCCAUCAUAUCAACCGCCUGAAAGAAGUACAAGGCCAUCAUAUCAACCUCCUGAAAGAAGUACAAGGCCAUCAUAUCAACCUCCUCAAAGAAGUACAAGGCCAUCAUAUCAAACUCCGACUACGACUGCAAGAUCAUCAUAUCAACCACCUCAAAAAAGUACAUCGAAAAUCUAUCGAUCAACUUCAAAGCCCAGAAAUGAUUUUAAUGAUAAUUUAAAUCCUUUAAUACCAGUACGAGAAUAUACUACUCAACGUACAACUCUAAAAACGAAAUAUGCCACUCAACGAACCACCCAGAAACCAAAAUACACUGAAAAGCCCGUAACCGACAACUAUGGCGAUCAGAAAUGUAAAGAUCCUGGAUUUUACCCUCAUGAAAAAGAUUGUAAUAAGUUUUAUAAAUGCAUCAAAAAGGGUGACUAUUUUGUAAGAUAUGAAUUAAGUUGUUCACCUAAUUUUGCAUAUGAUGAAACUACAUCAAGAUGUGUUGCUCAGAGGUACGUCAGUUCAUGUAGUCGCCGAAGAACGCCUUAUCCGCCAAAACAAGAUGAUGAAGAGAUAUCUACAACUGAAUCCUCAACGCCUGACAACACGAACCAAAUUGACAGUGAUGUUUCGUGCACUGAGGAAGGUUAUUUUCGACAUCCUGAUGAUUGCAAUCGUUUUUACAGAUGCGUCGAUUACAAUGGUGAUGGGCAGGAGUUUGUGCGUUAUGAUUUUAAAUGCCCCGAAGGACUUGUUUUUGAUGAAACAAAUAGCGUAUGCAAUUGGCCAGACGAAAGUGCACCUUGUGACGGAAAGGUAGAAAAAGACGAUGAUAAAGAUUCACCCAGUGAAGGAAAAGAGUCUGGUGUUUCUUCCACGACAGAAAAAAGUACUACGGUAAAGGCCACAGCUGCUACCACCGAAAGCUCUACUCAAGAACCUUCAACGACAUCUAGCAGCUCUAUAACUCCUGAAGAUUCAUCGACUGGUGGUGUAACUACUGAAGAUUCUGGAUAUGGAGGUUCUGAGUCCAAGGACAGCACAAAAGAACCUGGAGAAAAUAAAAAAUCUGGCACAUGUACUCAAGAAGGUUUCUUCAGAAAUCCUGAAGAUUGCAAUAAAUUUUAUCGUUGCGUUGAUUUUAAUGGUGAUGGACAAGAAUUCGUGCGCUAUGAUUUCUCUUGUCCAGAAGGUCUUGUUUUUGACGAAGUCAAUAGUGUAUGCAAUUGGCCAGAUGAAAGUGCUCCCUGUGAUGGUACCUCAGGCAAUAAAUCUGGAGGAGGUGGGCAAGAUCAAGGGGAAAGUUCUACUUCUCGAUCUACUUCCCAAGAAGACAGAGAAUCAACUCCUAAAGACGAAAGUACAACAAGCACAUCUACUAGUACCAUUCAAAGCGGUGGAGAUCAAGGGGAAAGUUCUACUUCUCGAUCUACCUCACAGCAAGACAGAGAUUCUACUCCUAAAGAUGAAAGCACAACAAGCACAUCUUCCAGUACUACUCAUAGCAGUGAAGACGAUUCAAUAACUUCGUCAGCUGCUGUAGAGAGUACAACAGGAAAGACUACGUCUGCUUCAUCCAGCACGCAAAGCAGAGAUGAAAGUUCAUCGUCCGAUGAAAGCUCGAAUAGAGGUGAAUGCACUGAAGCUGGUUUUUUUAGAAAUCCAGAAGAUUGCAGCAAGUUCUAUAGAUGCGUUGAUUAUAAUGGUGAUGGACGAGAAUUUGUGCGUUAUGAUUUUUCAUGCCCUGAAGGAUUAGUGUUUGACGAAGUCAAUAGUGUAUGCAACUGGCCAGAUGAAAGUGCUCCUUGUGAUGGUACCUUAGGCGAUAAGUCUGGAGGAAGUGGUGAUGAUCAAGGGGAAAGUUCUACUUCUCGAUCUACCUCACAACAAGGCAGAGAAUCAACUCCUAAAGACGAAAGUACAACAAGCACAUCUACUAGUACCAUUCAAAGCGGUGGAGAUCAAGGGGAAAGUUCUACUUCUCGAUCUACCUCACAGCAAGACAGAGAUUCUACUCCUAAAGAUGAAAGCACAACAAGCACGUAUUCCAGUACUACUCGAAGUAGUGAAGACGAUUCAACAACUUCGUCUCCAUCAAAAGGUGUAGAGAGCACAACGGGAAAGACUACGUCUGCUUCAUCCAGCACACAAAGCAGAGAUAAAAGUUCAACGUCCGAUGAAGGCGCGAGUGAUGGUGAAUGUACAGAAGCUGGGUUUUUUAGAAACCCAGAAGACUGUAACAAAUUUUACAGAUGCGUUGAUUACAACGGUGAUGGACAAGAAUUUGUACGAUAUGAUUUUGCAUGCCCUGAAGGAUUAGUUUUUGACGAAGUCAAUAGUGUAUGCAAUUGGCCUGAACAAAGUGCUCCCUGUGAUACAAGGGAAGGAAACGGUAGCACGAAAGCUGAGAAAACAACUACCGACUCUUAUCAAACAACAAAAAGUACAACUGAAUAUCCUUCAGAGGAUAGAUCAACUGAAUAUCCUUCAGAGGAUAGAUCAACUGAAUCUACUUCUUUUACAACAGAUUCAUCUACUUCGAGAACGCAGACGACUAGUAGAUCAACGCAGCCUCCCUCUACAACGGAGUCUACGUACACUACGCAGUCAUCCCCGUCAACUAGUCGUUCAACGCGCAAACCAACCCAGGCUCCUCCGUCUACGACAGAAUCUACUUAUACAACAGAAUCAUCUUCUUCGGAUAACUCAGCAACGGGUACAUCUACUGAAGCUUCAGAAUCGACAUCCAGAGGAGUUUCAGAAAGCGGUGGGGAUGUAGAAUGUACAGAAGAAGGAUUCUUCAGAAACCCAGAAGACUGUAAUAAGUUCUACCGUUGCGUGGAUUUUAAUGAUGAUGGGCAACAAUAUGUAAGAUAUGAUUUCGAGUGCCCAGAAGGUCUUUAUUUUGACGAAGUAAACAGUGUCUGUAAUUGGCCGGAGCAAAGUCCCAAAUGCGAAACUAAUGCUGGUAGAGAAAGUACUUCAGAUAGUGGAACCUCGACUUCACAAAAGGAAGACUCUUCUUCAGUUGGCACACAAAGCACAACGCAACAAACUAGUGCUGCAUCUUCAGAAGCCUCGACUACUGAUAGUUAUACAACGAGUCAGAGUAGUAGUACUUACUCAACAACGACUCAAAGCAGUAGUACUUAUUCAACGACAACUCAGAAUAGUGAAUGUGAAAAGCCAGGUUUUUAUAGAUACCCUGAUGACUGCACUAAAUUUUACCGAUGUGUUGACGAAACAGGAGACGGUAAAGGUUUAGUACGUUAUGAUUUCAAAUGUCCAGAUGGACUCAUAUUUGACAAUAAGAACAAAAAAUGCGAUUGGCCUCAUUCUGAUACAUCAUGCGAAGUAGAUUCUUCAACAUCAUCUGAGAAAACUACUCAGCCCACGAAGGAUUAUACAUCAUCCACUGCAAGUACGACGCGUUCCUCAACAACAGCAGGUACUACCAGCGGUACAACUUCUUCAACUUCUUCAUCAUAUGAGGAGUGCACUGAAGAAGGUUUCUUUAGAAAUCCGGAUGAUUGUAGCAAAUAUUACCGUUGUAUUGAUGAAGGCGAUGGCACUUUCACAAGAGAAGAUUACGCGUGUGCUGAAGAUGAAAUUUUCGAUGAAGAAAUGCGAUAUUGCAAUAGGAAAGGUUUAGCGCCUCCUUGUGAUGGAAGUACUACCGAACAGGCAAGCUCUUCACAGUCUCAAGGAACAACAGGAGGUACAACAGCAGUUUAUCCGACGGAAAGUUCUACAAAAGGGGAAAAAUCUGAAUGCAGUAAGCCAGGGUUUUUCAGAUGUCCUGAAGAUUGUAAUAAAUUCUAUCGUUGCGUAGAUGAAGAAGGUGACGGUCAGAAUUUAGUACGUUAUGACUUUAAGUGCCCUGAUGGUUUAAUAUUUGAUGAAAAAAAUAAGAAAUGCGAUUGGCCUUCUUCGGAACUUACUUGUGAUACUGAUUCUACAACAACAUAUUCGACUCAAACCACACGAACAUCUACCUCACAAACAUCAAAACCACAAACAACAAAAGAUUACACAACUUCCACGAGACCAUCGACAAGUGGAACUUCUGGAACUACUUCAGAUGUCACUUCAGCUAGUGGUGAAUGCACAGAAGAAGGAUUUUUCAGGAAUCCUGAUGAUUGUAGUAAAUAUUAUCGUUGCAUCGAUACAGGAUAUGGAACUUAUACUAGAGAAGAUUAUGCCUGUGAAGAAGAUGAAGUUUUCGACGAAGAAAUGCGUUACUGUAACCGUAAAGAUUUAGCACCACCUUGUGACGGUAGCACAACAGGACAAACAUCGUCUCAAACAAGAACUACCACUGAUAAAACAACUUCUGUGUAUACCACAGAAAAACAAACUUCUACAUCUACAACACAGAAAGCAACAACGGCAUAUCCAACGGAAAGCUCUACAGGAGGCAGUAAAUCAGAUUGCGAGGAGGAAGGAUUCUUCAGAUGCCCUGAAGAUUGUAAUAAAUUUUAUAGAUGUGUACAAGACGGGGAAUAUUUAGUGCGUUAUGACUUUAAAUGUCCUGAGGGACUGAUAUUUGACGAAAAAAAUAAAAAAUGUGAUUGGCCAUCUUCAGAACUAACUUGCGAUGACAAUUCCUCAGCAACAUCUUCAAGCUCUUACCCUAGUACAACAAAGACGACUGCUUCUUCUGGAAGUACAUCCUCAUCUGGGGAGUGCAUAGAAGAAGGAUUUUUCAGAAAUCCGGAUGACUGUAGUAAAUAUUAUCGCUGCAUCGACGAAGGAGAUGGCACAUUAACUAGAGAAGAUUUUGCUUGUGAAGAAGAUGAAGUAUUUGAUGAAGAAAUGAGAUAUUGCAAUAGAAAAGAUCUUGCGCCUCCGUGUGAGGAUAGUCAGCCAUCGACUACAAGAUCCAGUAGUACUAGCACAUCAAAAAGCGCAACUACAAGACCCAGCACCAGUUCCACAUCUGAAAGCUCGACUUCGAGGUCCUCCGAUAGUACCACAAAAGAAAGUUCUACUACUGAAGGCUAUGAAAGUACAGGCGGUACAUCCAAGAAAGAUUCUGAGUCGGGAGAUUGCGAAGAGGAAGGCUUUCAUCGUCAUCCAGAUAACUGCAGUAAAUUUUAUCGGUGCGUUGAUUUUAAAGGUGAUGGCCAGUCAUUUACACGGUAUGAUUUCGAUUGUCCAGAAGGUUUAGUUUUUGAUGAAGAUAAUGAUGUCUGUAACUGGCCAUCGGCAGUACCAUCUUGUGAAUCAUCCACAAGCAAUGAUCGAUCUACAUCUGGUAGUCCUGAUUCCGGAGUUUCAGGAACAUCAUCGAACCCCCAGGAAAGCAGUCAAACCACUUCAUCGGGAGCAUCAACUACAGUCCAAGAAGGAAGCGAGACUUCUUCAACAACCGGAGAUGUAUCUCAAGACUCUUCAUCAACGACUGUCACUGAUCGGCGAUCGACAACUCCAAGAGAUGAAGAUUUUUCAUCAACGACAACUAAGGAUAGACAGUCGACAACUUCUGAAGACGCAAAUCGUAGCUCAACUGGAACAAGUACUAGAGGCACAUCUGACGGUGGAUCUUCUGAGAACAUAGAAUGCACUGAAGAAGGUUUCUUUCGACAUCCUGAAGACUGCAGUAAGUUCUAUCGCUGUGUAGAUUUUGCUGGAACUGGAGAAUCAUUUGUUAGAUAUGAUUUUGAUUGUCCAGAAGGUCUUGUAUUUGAUGAAGUAAACAGUGUCUGCAAUUGGCCAAAUCAGAGUCCAGGAUGUGAAAGUGGAUCAACCAGAAGAGGCAGCGAUGAAUCGUCAGGAGCCACACCAUCUGAUGAAAAAGUCUCAAAAACUACUACUGAAGGAAUAGAUACUACUAGAGAUGGCACAAGUACAUCUGAAAGUUCUUUCUCCUCUUCGGGAACAGAUAGUUCUAGAGACGGCACAAGUACAUCUGAAGGUUCUAUUUCUUCUUCGGAAACAGAUAAAACAACAGAGAGUGCAACUUCCGGGACAAGUUCUGGAACGACAUCAGCAGGAGAUUUCCAUUGUAAAGAAGAAGGCUUUUUUAAGAAUCCUAAUGACUGUAAAAAAUAUUACGAAUGCAAACGAGAUGAUGAAACUGGGGAAUUGAUUAAAAUAGACUGUGAAUGCCCUGAAGGGCAUGUUUUUGAUUCUGAAGGUUGGUACUGUAAUGCUAAAGAACUAAGUCCACCCUGUGACGAAGGUUCUUUCAGGUGUACAGAAGAAGGUUUCUUCCGUGACCCCGAAGAUUGCACUAAAUACUAUCAGUGCAAUAAGACAGGUCCUGGAAAUGAUGAUUUCACAAGCGAAAAAUUCCAGUGUCCAGAUGGAUACGUUUUUGACGAGAAUGGUAGAUAUUGUAAUGCGCCUGAACUGAGUGAGCCAUGCGAUGAGACCUCAGGUUCUACUAGAAUUACUAAAAGUGAUGAAUCAGUAUCAUCCACAACAUCUGCUACAACUUCCUCCAGCGCAUCAUCAACUUCAUCUUCUGUUUCGAAAGGUGACUGCACCGAGGAAGGAUUCUUCAGAAAUCCUGAAGAUUGCUCUAAAUAUUAUCAGUGUUCUAGAAAUGAAGAUACAGGUGAAAUAGAAAGGACAGACUUUGCUUGUCCAGAUGGCCGAAUAUUCGAUGAAGGCCCAAGUUACUGUAAUGAUCCUCAACUGAGUGAGGAACCAUGUGAAAGUGGAAGCACAAGUACUACACGAAAGCAGACAAACGCAGGAAACGCCGACUCUUCUACAAGCACUGCAGGGCAAACACCAGGAUCGACUAGUUCUAGUGAAGGUUCCCAGGCAGACAGCAGAAAGUCAGGUGGAGGUCCUCAGUGCUCACAAGAAGGUUUCUUCAGGCAUCCAGAUGAUUGCAAUAAGUUUUACAGAUGUGUUGACUUCUCCGGUUCUGGAGAAUCAUUUGUUCGAUAUGACUUUGAUUGCCCAGAAGGCUUACAUUUUGAUGAAGUCAAUUCUGUAUGUAACUGGCCAACAAUGACUCCAGCUUGUAAAUCUGAAAGUAGCUCUUUUCUCUAAAAAAAAGGCCAUCUAUGAAAUAGCCAAUAAGACUAUUCCUAAAUCCUGUAUAUAUUGUGAUUAAACGUGAUUUAGAAAUAUUCAUGAAGGAGCAAAGUACCGAAGAAUUUCAUAUCAAUAUUCAAAUUGUCUUAUUGCCAUAAUGUUAAACAGCAAAUCGUGUUUUUAUAUUUAAUCUAUAGUACGUUCUUUCAAUUUGUAUUUAAUUGUGGUUUCUUAAACUAGUCAACACACGAAUGUUAAAAAUCCUUACGCGUUUGAAUAUGUUUUACUUGUAAGUAUUCUUAACAUUCCGUUUAUAGGAACAAACCAUCAUAUGCAAGACAAUAAAUUUUAAUCACAUAAACUACAGAUUUACUGAAAUCAAACUUGAUGCUUAAAAACAUGCUGUUAAAACAUACUUAAUGCUUACAACAAAAAAUAUUGAUUUUUUUUUUAAUUUGAAAAGUUUCAGUUGCGAUAAUAUUUUAAAAGAAGAUAUCAUUUUAUUAUUUAUUGCUCAGCUAUUAUUUGCUUUAAGUUCAAAAGUUCUUCUACUUUGCUCUAUAUCGUGAUCAUGUUUUCAGGGUUUUUAUGAUAGUCCUUAAAGUGCCAAUCUGUCAUCUUUGAUGUGCAGAUAUGGGUUAUGGUUCAUUUUAUUUAUUUAUUUCAUUAUUUAUUUUUUUGUGUACAUUCUUUUCGUCCAUUUGUAUCAUUUCUUUCAAUCAAAAUAACUGACACUGUUACAGAAUUUUUCAUAUUUUUACUACGUUAUUAAGAGUCUAAGAACAGUCUAAAACCUAAUAAAGAAAGCGAUUCGGAUAAAUAUGCAUUCAUUACAAAUACGAUGUGUGUACUUGGCAUUCUAAAAGAACAUAAUAUUCGUAUUAAAAAUAAAUCAUUUCUAUUUUAUUUACUUCUCACAGUUUAGAGAGAAAUCAUUUUUUACGUGCAUAAAGAUUUUUUUAUGUGUGCUUUAAGUACUGGAAAAAUCAAGUUUUAUCACUGUUCCUUUCGCAAAGGUAAAUGUUCAAAUGACAACUUUAAUAUUAAAAAAUUUUCCUUUAAAUUUUUGUCAAUAAUUUAGUCUAUGUGCAGUAUAGUUAAUUGGAAACAUUAUUGUAAAUUUAGCUUAAACUUUUAACUGUAUGUAAAUGAAUGGUUAAUUUAAGUAAUACAUUUCUACGCGCAUGAUGUGUUGCACAAAUGUAUAAACACAUAAUGCUUUGCAUUGUAUGCAUUACUGCUCCUGAAUUUGAGCGUGUAUGUAUAAAUAUUUAUUGGAUUGCCGUGUAUCAUAAGGAAAGCAUAAAAUAGAAAACAUCACUCGCAGUGUCAGUUAUUUCGAUGAAUGUUUAAGCAUUUUGAUAUAAUUCUCUCUCUCUACUUGUGCAUAUUAUAUUAUGGUUCAAGAUAAAAUGUAUUAUAUAUUAAACAGAGAGAUGAAGGAUUUUAUGUGGAACUUUGCAUGUUAAUUUAAUUUAUGAAUAUUAGUGUACAUAAGCAUAUCUGAUAACGAUAAUAGAAGAUAAAAAAACUAAUUAUUUUCAUAACGUAUUAAAAAAUUGAUAAAUACUGUCACAAUAAAAAUUCUAAACAUUAAUAUAAGUCUAGAAUGAAAUUGUUUUGUCACAUAUUGUAUGUGAAAAUAAAACUUAAAUAUAUGAUAAGCUCUACUUUUCCUCUAAAAGAAAUUAAUUUUUUUUUUCAAAAAAAUGAAUAACUUGCUAACCAAAGAAUGGAAAGUUGUGUAAAUGCCACCAUGUAUCUAAAUGAAAGUGCCUUACAUUUUCAAUAAAACAGUAUGUUCUAUUUUUAUGUAAUAGAAAGAAAAAGUAAUUGCAAUUGUUUUGUAAUUUACCAAUCAUCCAAAUAAAAUGGUUGCUUUGA